CCAUAUCGGCAUGAUAAGCACUUGAUAUGCUUCACCAGACAUUGCAACCUGCUAAUAAGUCAUCCUUCCCUUUCGCAAGCCGAAACAAUGGAUAUCGACCAGAGUCCGAAGCCGUAGCCUAUCCUCCUGCGACCUUCGUCGACUUGCCAGCCCAACCACCACAGGACCUCCAUUUGACCCAACCACUCCCUCGUGACCACUGCACCAAACCUCUCGUCGACUUGAGCGAGUUCUUCCUUGCCUCUCCUUUGACACUACGGCCUUGAACGAAUCUUUCGACAUGGCAGACGGUGCAGGCGCCAGCAGUGGCAGUAGACCGGGCCAGUACGGUGGCAACGUCCCCAGACGCCUGUCGUAUGCUUCUGUGGCCUCAGGCGCGACUUCUCAGAACCUACCUGCUCCCACUCGAUCAGGUGUCUUUUCUCAUCUUGCAACUUCCACUCCGAGCAGCCCUUAUCCCCCUCUUUACCAAUCAGAACAUCCGCAUCAAAGACGGUACUCUCAGGAGCACGAUUCGCCCAACAACUCACAUUGGCGAAAGGCACCGUCCUUGCCCGCAUACUCAAGGAAGUUUGCAAACAUCCCAGCUUUAGGUACCGGCCACAUGCCUGCCAGUCAGUUCUUCAUACCGUCCUACCUCCGAGCAUCAAGAUAUGUCGCGAAGUUGGAAGCCGCACAUAAAGCGAAGGCGAGGAAAAAAAGAGAGCACCCGACAGGAGGAUCUUCGGCGAUCAAUUCGUUGUCUACCAGUGCUGGAAACACAAACGUCCACAGGAUAGCUCCUUCGCAUCGUGGCAUGACGUACGAUAUCAUAGAAAGCAACCCACCUAAAGAGGAGGAGCAGUUGAUGCCCUUACCGUCUCGAUGGAGUGAACAGGACAGAUACCCGGGCUUGGACGUCAUGAAUGAUGGUCUCGAUCUGAAGUACAGUGGGACUGUGAGCAAAGCGGAAAUCGAGGCAGCAUCUGUACGCGCAGACUAUCCCAUGUCACCUGCUUGUGGGAUAUAUUACUUCGAGGUGGAAAUCAAGCACAAGAGCAAAGACACAGCUAUCGCGAUUGGAUUUUCUACGGCAGAGGCAUCGCUGGAAAGGCUACCAGGUUGGGAGACGCAUUCAUGGGGUUAUCAUGGCGAUGACGGGAAGAUGUUCUUUGGUGAACAUUCCGGCAGGAAUUAUGGUCCUACCUUCGGAGCCGGCGAUAUCAUAGGUUGCGGUGUCAAUUUCAACGCAGGCUACGCUUUCUUCACGAAGAACGGACAGGAUCUUGGCAUCUGCUUCAGAGAAUUGAAAAAGGAUGUUCGGCCAUUCCCUACAAUUGGUAUGAAAAAGCACUCGGGCGCAUUGGUCACGGUGAACUUCGGACAACACCCCUUUGUAUUCGACAUUGACGACAAGAUGGAGACGGAGAAGAGCAACGUGGCAAAGGACAUUGCGAAGGCGAAACCUUCUUCUUUACAAGAGCAACGAGAUGAGAGUAGCCUCAUUCAAGAACUAGUCAUGCAGUUCCUCGCUCAUGACGGCUACGUUGAGACUGCAAAGGCGUUUGCGGAAGAGAUCCAAAAAGAGAAGGAAUCUCUAAGCAAUGCCAUUCCAAGCAGUGCAGCUGAGCCAGAACGUGAUGACACAGAUGCUGUACAUCGACAGAGUGAGUGGCUGCUUCCUGUCGAAAGACUCGGCACUAACCAGCACACAGGAAUUCGACGCGCCAUCCUAUCUGGAGAAAUCGAUCGAGCUCUCGAAUGCACUCAUGCGCAGUUCCCAACUGUCCUUGCACAAAAUCCUGACAUUGUCUUUCGACUGAAGUGCCGAAAGUGGGUUGAAUUAAUUAGCAAGACAACCGAGAUGAACACUCGAAAGCCGUUGAACGAGCGUAAAGCUAGCAAUGGCUUUGGCAGGACAUCAGCUACCGAUGACGACUUCGCUCAGGAUAUGGAGCUUGACGACCAGCCUCACGCCCAAACCACGAGUAAUGGUCUGGGCAAAUCAGCGGCAGACGAGACCAUGCUCCAGCACGAUCAACUGCUCAUCGAAGCCAUGCAAUACGGCCAGGAAUUAAUGAGAGAAUACCGAGACGAACAAGGAGAUUAUGCGAAAACACUUGAAGAUAUAUUCAGCUUGGUUGCUUACAAUGAUCCAAAAGACAGUGUUCAUGGUCAUCUUCUUGAUCCUUCAGGUAGAGUGACGGUUGCAGAGGAGCUCAACUCUGCAAUACUGGUAUCAUUAGGACGAUCGCCUUCUGCUGCCUUGGAGAGGACUUGGAAACAGACCGAGACGUUGAUUGACAUGCUUGAGGUGGAGGGCGGGCCUGCGGCCUUCGUCAAUCUGCAAGCGCAGUUUGACUCUGACUCUUGAUUACUUUUGCAAGGGACCGUGCCGCGUUGACAUGAAGAGGAGAUGGUGCACUUUUGGAGUACUUGGGUUAUCGAGACCAGGGAUGGUUUCCGCCUGCGCUACAUAUUCUGGCGCUCUAGCAAGUCGCGGUGUUCAGAUCACGGGCAAUUGAAGGGGCUUUAACUACGGUAUGGCGGGCACUCGAAAGGCAUCUCAGCAUAUAGGUAGCGAUAUAGAAGUUGGAUCCUCCCUUUUCAUCUUCCACCUUUGCGUGCGGAAAGCGGUGGAAGAGGACGAUGAACGAG
Exophiala xenobiotica is the source of this 2637-nucleotide messenger RNA. RefSeq lists its product as uncharacterized. Gene Ontology annotation, biological process: cell surface receptor signaling pathway; cytoskeleton organization. The transcript has 2 exons. Gene Ontology annotation, molecular function: protein binding. Gene Ontology annotation, cellular component: cytoplasm. The record is from RefSeq and is a predicted model, not a curated record. Bases 281 to 2353 code for a protein of 690 amino acids. NCBI's taxonomy places the organism in Eukaryota, Fungi, Ascomycota, Eurotiomycetes, Chaetothyriales, Herpotrichiellaceae.